Messenger RNA from Medicago truncatula (barrel medic), 1761 nucleotides. RefSeq names its product putative Peroxidase 48. Bases 209 to 1543 code for a protein of 444 amino acids. Lineage: Eukaryota; Viridiplantae; Streptophyta; Magnoliopsida; Fabales; Fabaceae. Gene Ontology annotation, biological process: response to oxidative stress; hydrogen peroxide catabolic process. Gene Ontology annotation, molecular function: peroxidase activity; heme binding. The record is from RefSeq and is a predicted model, not a curated record. The transcript is spliced from 4 exons.
UAAGAAACUUGUAUAAAGAAUUAUUUUGAUUGAUUGAGUCCAUAAAUGAAGAAUUGAGGGUUUGAAUUUUAAUCAUCAGAACAAAGGUAGUAGAAGAAGAAUUACUUACCCCUUAAGAAGAUUAAUCUCAUGAUUACUAGAUACAAGGAUACCCUAGUGAGUCCAUUCCUAUUUCCUAGUUCCUUUCCUAUAUAAAGAGAGUAUUAAUAUGCUAACUAACCAACCAUUCAGAUUCAGUUACAAUUCCAACCAACCCAAUAACUUCCUAAACAAGUCUUCUCUUUUUCUUCUCUUGUUCUUCUUCAUCAUCAAGAAAAUGAGGAGAUUCUUCAUCUUCAACCCAUGGAUCAUAGUUGCAUUCAUUGUAUUCCUUCCUGUUCUUGUCUCUCUCAGAAACCCAAGAGGAGAACCUGAACCAGAAAACACCAUAACACAAACAACUUCAUCUUCUUCUUUCUCUCAUACUUCUUUUCGUUCAGUCAUUUUAGCAGCCAAUACUUUUCCAUUUGAUUUCAAUCAAAGAAUCAGAGAUGGUUCCAAUCUUCAAUAUAAUUUCUAUAGGGAUUCUUGCCCUCAAGCUGAAGAUAUUGUUCGUUCCGCUGUUACCGAUAUCUACUUUGAUCAUAGAGACCUUGCACCUUCUCUUCUUCGUCUUUUCUUUCAUGAUUGCUUCAUCCAGGGAUGUGAUGCUUCCUUGCUAUUGGAAGACAAUGGUGAUAGAAACGGUUCCUAUGAGAAGCAGGCUAUUCCAAAUCAAACAUUGAAAGGUUUUGACAAAGUUGACUUGAUCAAGGAAGAGGUGGAGCAAGCAUGUCCCGGCGUUGUUUCUUGUGCUGACAUACUUGCUCUUGCCGUAAGAGAUUCCGUUCUUUUGGGUGGUGGGCCUUUCUAUCCAGUUUUAACAGGCAGACGAGAUAGCCUGCAAUCGUUUUUCCAGGAGGCAACUGAUCAGAUUCCAAGGCCUGACGAUAGCAUUAUGCGCACACUUCAAUUCUUCAAUCUUAGAGGAUUCAACGCACGGGAAACAGUCAGCCUCCUUGGAGGACACAACAUUGGAAAAAUCGGUUGCGAUUUCAUUCAGCAAAGGUUGUACGACUUUCAAGGAACAGGGCAACCAGAUCCGAGUAUACCUCUCGAUUUUCUCAGUCAGAUGAGGCUAAACUGUCCUGACAACAGUAAGAACAAUUUCAGCAGCAACGGCACGUUUUCGACGUUUACAGCUUCAAAGCCAAUGAAUGUUCAACUCUCUAAUGACAAAGGGAUGUCAUACAUGCAAGCAUUGUCAUCUGCAGUACCAUCUGGAGCAUCUUUUGACACUCACUACUAUCAGAGUUUGUUGAGAGGAAGAGGGUUAUUGUUUGCUGAUCAACAGCUGAUGGCUCAAGAGAAGACUGCCAGAUUGGUUUUUGCUUAUGCUUCAGAUGACGGAUCAACCUUUCGGAUGGAUUUCGCAAGGGUUAUGUUGAAAUUGUCUAACCUUGAUGUUUUGACUGGAAAUCAAGGUCAGGUUCGUCUGAAUUGCUCCCGUCUUGUAAGCUCUUAAGUGAGUUGGUUCAUAUAAUUCAUUCUGGUUUAGAAAAUUUGUUCUCUUCCUAUGCAAGUUUUGGCCAUGUAAAAUGACAAAUGUUACAGAAUUUAUUGAUUUUGAUGGAACUGUGUUAAAAACUGUUUACUUUAGUGUUGCAAGGCUGCAAUAAAUAUAAACAAAUCAAAGUGUUCUGUUAUGUUUUAUUAAAACUUGGAUUCCAAGGUAUUGAAGUA